This is a messenger RNA of Podarcis lilfordi (Lilford's wall lizard), 7974 nucleotides long. The record is from the annotation of a GenBank genome assembly. Lineage: Eukaryota; Metazoa; Chordata; Lepidosauria; Squamata; Lacertidae.
GUUUCACUUGGAGCUAUGGGUUGUGCUUCAUGAAGAGCCCAGAUGGGCAUUUGCAGGGCAAGUGUGGUCAGUGUGUCAGACUAGCCCAUGAGUGACCAGGGUUCAAAUCCCCACUCAUUAAGAAGCUCCCUGGGUGACUGGGCUAGUCACCGUCCCAUGGCUUCACCUACAUCACGAUACGAUAAUCUUUAUUGCCAUUGUUCCAUACAGCACAACAAAAUUGAAAAAAUCUACAUCAGACAUUCAAAAACCAACAAGCCAGCUAUCCCAGCCUGGUUAACCCCCUAAAAACUCUGAUACCCCAUAAUUAAAUACAAUAUACUCCCAUAGAGACUACCUUACACUGCGUUUAAAACCAAAAUCACAUUUGGAUAGAAACGGUGCUUGUGAGGAUAAAAAGAGGGCAAGACAGUUUCUUGAAGGAAAUGUGAGAUAUAGAUGCAAUAAUGAAUCAAAAGAGGACACAGGGAACGAUACGACUGCCUCCCCUCAAGAUGCAAAGGAGCUGAAUGGAUUAAUUUUUGCCCAGAUCUUUUCUUCUCACAGGCUGGGUCUGUCUGUCCUUGGAGAUGUUUAAAUAUAACAAAGGCCAAGCUGGAGCCUUUGGUGCCGGAGCAGGUGCCUUAAAGCAGCUUCUGGCUGGCAGUAGCUCGUCACACCCAAGCAAUGGGAAGGUGGGCUUCAGUUCUGUAGUUUUUCAUCCAGGCAGGCAGCAAGGUAGGAGGGCAGAACUACUUCACAAAUGACUGGGUGAACCUUUUAACUCCUAACCAAGCUCAGAGCUCUCAUCAUUUCUUGGAAGUCUCUGGAAAGUUCCUCUACUUCUCAUCUCUGUUUAACCAAAUACAUGAACUGUGUAGCUGAAGUGUCCCAUUCUGCAACAUGAUGAGACCUUCACAACAAAAAAUAACAGAACCUUCCCCCCCGCCCCAAGCUAGCAAUAACCACUCCAUCAUUUGAGAGCUACUGACUUUUAAGUAAUGACUGCAUCCAGCUGUUGUCUAGCAAACUGGGUGCUGCUCAUCCAGGGCUUUGAAGCAGAGAGUCUUAAACUUGCAUUGUAGAAUCUCAGUGGAUUUAUAUAGUGUGUAAAUCUUGGCUGUCUCCCCCAUGUGGGCUGCCUUUGGUGCACAGCCAUUCUUUGAAAUCAGGAGCUGUCCUGGUAUGAUGUGAACCCAGCUUCAGACCUUUUACAGGGGAAGUAGUGGCUUUAUCCAUCAUGUGACAUAAACAGAUGGGUGGGCUGGGAAGCGCUCUAAACAAGCAGAAACCACCUCCUAAACAUGAAUAGUCUCGGAGGCAAAUAAAUCCUUUUAAGGCAAGAUUUGACUAAACUAAGCCAUUUUGCUCCUGCUCUAGCCAUUCCACGGGGAGAAGAGACUGAGUCUGCAGCCAGCCUCCCCUUGAUCCUUGCCCUUUUUUGAAACGCCUUUGCCAGCUGGCAGCCAAAAAUAGCUUCCAUUCCACACCAUAUUUGUGCAAGAGACCAGAAGUGACUUGGAAGCCGUUCAGGCCUCCUGUCUUGCUGCUGAAACAUACCAUACCUUCUCCCUACAGCCACUCAGUGGCAAUGCAUAUCACACAGAUGAAUUGGGAAUGCCUUCUGCACAUCUUCUCCUUUUUGGAUAAAAAGAGCAGGAAAAAUUUAGCCCAGACUUGUGUUAAGUUGUUCAGGGUCUUUCAGGAUCCCUCGUUAUGGCCUCUGCUGCAUUUUCAUUCUCCUGCAGAACUGACCAAGAACAACUUUGUUCUGGGACCAGCCUUGCGCCACCUCUCCAUCUGCUGGCAUUCCAGCCAAGUCAAAGUGUGCAACGUUGAGAACUGGAUGAAGAGCACCUUGCAGCAGAACAUCUGCAAGACCCACGAGCACAUAGUCAAUAACUUUUUACAACAGGUUUGCAACAGGUAAGUUCUUGGGCUGUGAAAUGCUUCAUAAAAUGGGUGGCUUCUGUGAUAGAUGGGAGUUGCAUAGGCUGCAGUUGCACGAUCUGAUUCGGUUUCGCAUCAGAAUCACAGUACUUUUGUUUACAUGCAUUUCUUGAGUACUCUUCAAUCAACACAAUACUUCUAGUAGGGUUCUUCCUAUUCUUAUCCCUUAUUUCCUCCCCAUGGGACCAUUCCAACAUCUUUUAAGGUGUAAAAAAUCAAAUCAAGCAUAGCAGCCUUCUAUGCUUUGGAAUUUCCAGCAUGUGCUUUACCUUGGCCAGCUAUUCCAAGCAGUUUUCAAAUGGAUGUUAUUGCUCUCCAGCUAAAGCAAACAAAUUUUGGGCCCCUCCUUCAUUUCACUGUAGGAAGAUUAACUAUUGAUAGCCUAAGACAAGGUACAACUAAUUCCACAGCUUCCAGAGUGUGGGGAAAAUACAAAAACCUGCUGGAAAGGAAAACACCCUAUGGCUUUCACCCAUAGAAGCAACCUCCUUGAAAAAAACAAAAUAUGGACUGAGACUUGGCAACACAAAGUUUUUGAACUUUACAGAGGCAAAGCUUAAGAAAUAUGAGGACAUUACAGAAGCAGGAAGGGACUAGUUAAAAUUGAAUGAAAUAUUCAAAAUCAAAAAAAUUGUUUUAUGAAUCAAAGCUCACAAUUUGAAAGGGAGCUUAUAGAGAACACAGAAAAAUUGAUUUCUAGAAUGUAUAAGUUGUUAUUAGACUGGGAAACAAAAUAUGUGCUGGUAAAACCAGGAAUGAUACAUAAGGCAAGGGAUAUAUGAUAUAAUAGUGAACUGAGUGCAUGGGAUAAACUAUGGAACUAAAAUUUACUGCAUGUUAUACAUUAAAAGAGAAUUAUAUGGGGAAACCCAGCCGGAUGGUGGGGUAAUAAUAAUAAUAAUAAAUAAUUUAAAAAGUAUGAAAAUGAUAUAUAGGUGGUAUCUAGCACCUAGUAAGUUGCCGAAGAUGUAUAAGUCAGAACUAGAUACUGCUGGAAGUGUAAGGAAAAUUGAGGUACCUUCUGCCAUAUGUGGUGGACAUGUAAAGUAGUGAAAGGCUUCUGAGAGAUGAUUUAUAAUGAAAUUAUUUUUGGGGUGGAAAGGUCUUUUAUAAAAAUACCAGACGCUGUUAUUUUAGGAAUAAUUGGUUCAGAUAUACCCAGUGAUCUGAAAAAUAUUUUAAUGUAUGCAACAACGGAAGCCUGAAUGGUGUACGCUAAAAAAUGAAAGGAGGGCACAAUACCAACAAAGGAGGAAUGACAGAUGAAAUUAAUGCUAGCCUAACUGAUAGAAUAACAGCAGGAACAAGAAGUCUUUAAAGAAGAUUAGAAAAAAAUUGUGGAGUAUUUGAAAAAUUAUUGUAAGCAACUUAAAAUGUUAGCAGGAUUAGAAUAUAUUUAGCAGUAAAAUUAUAAAUGGAGGAAAAACUGGAAGAGAAAGAAUAAGGAGUAAUUAAAAUAUGCAACAGUAAAGGAGAAAUUGGAAUGAGCCAUGGAAGGGGAGGAAGGGAAGUUGACGUUUAAUGUAGGGCUUGUUGAUAGAUUCGAUAGAUACACAUUCGCGCAGUAGUUAUUGCAUACAUGAAUACAGUUUGGUAUUUCCUAGGUAUUUGUUCUAAGAAGGCUUCUGGUUUCUUUUGAAAUGUGAGCUUAGAUUUUUUUUUGAGUUCGUUAUAUGCCAUCUCCCCCUUUUUUGGACACAUUUACAAUUCACACAUAUAAAUUAGCAUAUCCUCUAUUUCUGAACACUUCCAACACAAGUUGGAUCUUUUCUUGUACAUUCUAGCGAUUUUACUGGACGUCAGAAACCAUCUGUAAGGUCAUUUUUUGGAUAUUCUCUUUAAUUGUGAAACAUGCCAAAAAAAUUAUUGUCUUCCAGUUUUUCCCAUGCAGAUAGCUCGAUAUUAUGUCCAAUAUCCAACACCCAGUGUAUCAUUGCUGCCUUCACUAACUCAUCUUUGGUUUCCCAUUCUAAUAUGAUUUGGUAUAUUCUUGGUAAGUUUCUUGUUGCUUCCUAAUAGUGUUUUUUUCAAACUCUGACCCGCCUUCCACAAACCCUCUUUCUUUAUCUCUCCUAUAUAUCUUGCUUGAGUAUACUGAAACCAGUGUGUGACUACUCCUGUUAGUAGCUCUCAAUUUUUGAGUCUGGUAGUGUCAUCCUUAAAUUCCAGUAAGUCCUUAUAUGUCCCCCAUUUUUCCUCCAGAUUGAUCUUUUAUUGCUACCACCUCUAUUGGGGAUACCCAGCAUGGGUUCUUUCUUUCUAACAGGUCUCUGUACCUACUCCAUACAUGUGUAGACUUCCUAAUCAUAUGGUUGAAGCAGCCUUUAUGUACUUCAUAGUUGUUGUUUAGUUGUUUAGUCGUGUCCGACUCUUCAUGACCCCCUGGACCAGAGCACGCCAGGCACUCCUGUCUUCCACUGCCUCCCGCAGUUUGGUCAAACUCAUGCUGGUAGCUUCAAGAACACUGUCCAACCAUCUCGUCCUCUGUCGUCCCCUUCUCCUUGUGCCCUCCAUCUUUCCCAACAUCAGGGUCUUUUCCAGGGAGUCUUCUCUUCUCAUGAGGUGGCCAAAGUCUUGGAGCCUCAGCUUCAGGAUCUGUCCUUCCAGUGAGCACUCAGGGCUGAUUUCCUUAAGAAUGGAUAGGUUUGAUCUUCUUGCAGUCCAUGGGACUCUCAAGAGUCUCCUCCAGCACCAUAAUUCAAAAGCAUCAAUUCUUCAGCGAUCAGCCUUCUUGAUGGUCCAGCUCUCACUUCCAUACCUCAUUACUGGGAAAACCAUAGCUUUAACUAUACGGACCUUUGUUGGCAAGGUGAUGUCUCUGCUUUUUAAGACGCUGUCUAGGUUUGCCAUCGCCUUUCUCCCAAGGAGCAGGCGUCUUUUAAUUUCGUGACUGCUGUCACCAUCUGCAGUGAUCAUGGAGCCCAAGAAAGUGAAAUCUCUCACUGCCUCCAUUUCUUCCCCUUCUAUUUGCCAGGAGGUGGUGGGACCAGUGGCCAUGAUCUUAGUUUUUUUGAUGUUGAGUUUCAGACCAUAUUUUGCGCUCUCCUCUUUCACCUUCAUUAAAAGGUUCUUUAAUUCCUCCUCACUUUCUGCCAUUAAGGUUGUGUCAUCUGCAUAUCUGAGGUUGUUGAUAUUUCUUCCGGCAAUCUUAAUUCCAGUUUGGGAUUCAUCCAGGCCAGCCUUUCACAUGAUGAAUUCUGCAUAUAAGUUAAAUAAGCAGGGAGACAAUAUACAGCCUUGCCGUACUCCUUUCCCAAUUUUGAACCAAUCAGUUGUUCCAUAUCCAGUUCUAACUGUAGCUUCUUGUCCCACAUAGAGAUUUCUCAGGAGACAGAUGAGGUGAUCAGGCACUCCCAUUUCUUCAAGAACUUGCCAUUGUUUGCUGUGGUCGACACAGUCAAAGGCUUCUGCGUAGUCAAUGAAGCAGAAGUAGGUGUUUUUCUGGAACUCUCUAGCUUUCUCCAUAAUCCAGUGCACAUUUGCAAUUGGUCUCUGGUUCCUCUGCCUCUUCUAAAUCCAGCUUGCACUUCUGGGAGUUCUCAGUCCACAUACUGCUUAAGCCUGCCUUGUAGAAUUUUAAGCAUAACCUUGCUAGCGUGUGAAAUGAGUGCAAUUGUGUGGUAGUUGGAGCAUUCUUUGGCACUGCCCUUCUUUGGGAUUGGGGUUCUACACAGGAUGGAUUGUUCUACACAGCCAGUCUGAGGUCUAUCAAGCAAUUCUCCCAACUCCUGGAGCAGCUGAUAGACUAACAAAUAUUAGGGCAUAAGAUGCCCUUACAUUAACAGGGUCCAUUCACACAGAUUGGUAUUGAACAGCAGAAAAGCUUCAGUAGCCUCCUCUUAGGUUGCUGAAUGGUGAAGUCUUCCUAAGACUGCAAGGCAGAGAAGUAGCCUCCAUGCACUUGUGAUGGCUAUGUUCUGCCUCUAGCUACCAGUUAUCAGGAAACAUCAGGAGGGCUUCUGCUCUCUUGCUGGGCAGAAUGCAAGCAGGGAAUGCAGUAAGAUGAUAGGUCUCUGGUCUGAUCCAGCAGGUUCACUUUGCAUGACUUUCCCUCACUUAAGUUGGAAUAACCUUCCCAGUAUGUUUAACUAGCUUAUAUUUGAUAUGUUCUAAAUAAUUUGAGGUUAGCUAGAUUAUAAUAUUGGGAGAUGCUGCAGAGGGAUAUUCCCUAUUGGUCUGAUGCUGCAAACGCAACAGUUUUGUGGAAGCUAAUGGAUUAAAAUUUAUUCUGGCAUGAGCUUUCUGGAGCAGGGAAAGGGAAUUCAUGGCUCUCUAGCUGUUAGUAUAAAUAAAAAAUUAUCAUCAUCAUCAUCAUCAUCAUAGCCAAACUGAAGCUCCCAAAUUAGCCACCCUGGAAUUAGAAAGUCCACUUGAUUAGAUGCUUGAAGCAUUAUCCUAAGUUAUAUCCAUAGCUAUACAUACAUGGUUUGGAGAGGGUUUUGUAAUAAUAAUAAUAAUAAAUAAUAAUAAAAUUAUUUAUACCCCGCCCAUCUGGCUGAGUUUCCCCGGCCACUCUGGCCGGCUUCCAAUCAUGUCUUAAAAACUUCCCUAAACAGGGAAGUUGUACGUUAGAGGGAAAUUAAUGGUCAUUGUUAAUGCAAUUUAUUACUGUAUUCUAUGGGCUGUUUGCUCCUAGAGAACAUGGUCAGUAUAAAGUCUCAUUUGAAAUAGUGCUAUGUUUUCUGCUUCAUAUAGAUAUGGGCCAGAGUUUGAAUUGGCUUCAGUGGAGUGAGGGGUAGAGGACUUUAGCACUGUGUGGCUUACGUUUUACUUUGCUAACCUAUAGCAUUCAUUCUUUCAGAUGCCCAAACUUGCUGUCUUUGAUGCUGUCUGGAUGUGGCCAUGUCACAGAUGACUGUAUCACACUGCUUCUGAUGAGCUGCUCCUGUCUGAACACACUCCAACUUGAAAACUGUGUCCAGAUAACUGACCGGACUUUGGAAGCUGUAAUCUUCUAUGCUACAUCUUUAGAAAUUUUACAUGUGGACUUCUGCAGGAAUAUAACUGAGGCUGGUUUGCAGCAAGUCCGUAAAAAUCGGCCAUUGCUCUCUCUAAAAGCAGAGAGAAGUGCAGACAUGAUCCCAGACAAAAAGCCAGGCAGCAACUCGCCUGCAGAAAGAGCGUUCAAGAAGCUGCUGUGGCACUAAGCCAAGAGAGAAGCUGCCGGGCUCUGUGCUCUUUCUGUUGUGAGAUGGUGACCAUGCACAUACAGGCACCUAGCUGUUCUCAUGCACAAACUCACUAAAUUGUGAGAAUGGCAAAGCCCUGGAGUUAGGUACUCAGAACUAGCAACCUCACAGCUGACUGAAAAGUUUGCAGAGUCAGAGGAAUUUGAAGUGGGGUGUGGGGUGUGUGGAACAGUUCCUGAUGGUUUGGGAACAUUAAGUGUUCAGUUUCAUAAAGUGCUUUGGCUUUUGUGCUUUUUUUUAUUUUUUAAGAUUACUUAGUAAGAUCCAGAAAGAACCCGCUUUUGAUGUUGUGAGAAUGCAUUUUUUCCUCCAUUUGGGCAGGGAACAACUGGGUCCCUCCAGCUGUUUGACACCAAGCUCUUCCCUGACCAUUACUAUAGUGCCUUGGGCUGGUGUGAGUUGGAGGGUCACAGCUGCUUUAUUUACUGGAAUCUCAAAAAUACCUCAAAAACUGACAAAGGAAAUUGCUACCUUACAAUGGCUUAAAGUCUACCGUGUCUCUCGGUGCAAAUGAUGUAAAUCUAUUAACUGCAAUUCUUCACUACUCUCUACUUUUAUACUACCUUUCUUUGGAAGCCCUCUCAGAUUACCACUCCUCUGGGACUGCAACAAAAAGUAGCAUUACAUCCACAGCUGCACAAUUAGGACUAAUUGUUGAGCCAUAGACAAAAGUGAGCGAACAACGCACAUGUCCUGUUUUGAUGUUCCAGCUCUCAUUGGAAGUCCUGUAGUUUUUCCUGUGCCAGAUUACAGAAGCCUCCAUCCCGGUUUCAGCUGUCAGCCUCAUUUAAGGAAAUUAAUAUACUGUGGAAGAUUAGUUUUUAAAGACUUCUUACGACAAACUGGAGACCCAAAU